This is a messenger RNA of Xylaria bambusicola, 2302 nucleotides long. RefSeq lists its product as uncharacterized. The transcript is spliced from 3 exons. The coding region runs from base 486 to 2210 and encodes 574 amino acids. Lineage: Eukaryota; Fungi; Ascomycota; Sordariomycetes; Xylariales; Xylariaceae. The record is from RefSeq and is a predicted model, not a curated record.
GUUCAGACUAUUGGAAGUAUAAUAAGGUCUAUGUUGGCUUUAAUCCCAGUCCAGAGCCGUUAUCUUCUAACUCAACCUAGGGCCUCACGGGUCAUAGGUGGCAGUAGAGGAGAAUACAACAUAGUCGGUAGAGUAUGGAGUAGGAAGGUAAAUUGGAAGGCCUGGCACGAGCGCCAGUACGGAGGGGUAGAUGCCUGAUAAUAAGCAGCCUACGAGACCAUAACCCAUGAAGCCGCAGGUUGACUUGCAGCUGCGCUAGCGCCAAGCCCUUCUGUUGGAGACAACAGCAGCCAGAAGUAUAUAAUAAGCAGCCCAGCUCUCUGCGCCACCCCUGAAAUGGAACAUCCGGCUGACGGUUCGCGCACCCCCGUUGAUCUGCGCCUGAAUAGCUUCAUAUACUCAAGUAGCCUCAACUUGAAAUUCGGAUGAUUCUGUAGUCCUCAGGUCAAACCUUCCUAAUUGUCAGGAAGCGCGUCGGUAAUGCCAUGGGCCGUGAUAAAGACACAAUCGUCGGUGGCGCCUUGAUUGGCGGAGCUUUGCUCGAAGCACUAAGUUUACUGCCAUCAAGACGAAGAAGCGAACAUCACGUUUCUGGAGUUUUUAGUAAUGCGCGGGAACAAAGUGGCAACAGAACUGGGCGGUAUAGUGCUGCCGUUCUUCCGAGGCAUGAGUUCCAGUAUGAUCCGUUGCCGAAUCCCACUACUCAGAUCCGGCUUGUACGAAUCGCUCGCAACCUUGCGCCGGGAGGCCUGAUACAGUGCGAGUUGAAAGUGAUUCAUAUCACAGAUCCGUCCUAUGAGUACUCUGCCUUAUCAUAUACCUGGGGUAACACCCACCGGAGGAGGGCUAUACUCCUAGAUGGUGGGUUAUUUCAAGUUACGGAAAAUCUCCACAGAUUUCUGGAACACGCCAUCGAACGGAUUAGCGCGACCGCGUCAUCAUCCAGGGGGAACAGCAAAUGGAUAGGGUGGUGGUGGAUCGACGCCCUGUGCAUCAACCAGAGCGACGUCUACGGGGAGAAGAGCGUCCAAGUGGCGCUGAUGGGGGACAUUUUCACGCGGGCAAGGGAAGUGAUCGCCUGGAUCGGCGAAGCGGGGGACAACACAAAAACAACAUUCGAACGUCUGCGCGCCUUACGUGCGUCAGAUCCAGCGACGCGCCGAAGACGACCGAGCCCAGCCGAGCGGCGCCUCCUCCGGGAGCUACAGCAGGACUCCCGGUUGUCGAGCGGGAUCGGACAUAUGUUCAGGAAGGACUAUUGGGACCGGAUGUGGAUCCUGCAGGAGCUGGCUCUCUCCAAUCGCACCAUCUUGGUCUGCGGCAUGUACGAGCUGAAAUGGAACAUCAUGGUCGACUUCGCAAUGAAGAUGCAGUUGUCCAUGAAGGGGAAUCCCGCGCGAUCCGUGUCGAUUUUGGGGAACGCCCAGCAAGCUGUGGAGAAGACGCGCAAUGUAUGGCUUAUAUCGCAGAUCUACCAUCACGAGGAGAAGUCCUUCGAUCUCAGCCUGCUUCUGUACCUCUCGCGGUAUCAGGAGGCCCAAGAGGCUAAGGAUCGGAUAUAUGCGCUCUUGAGUCUGGUGUCUCCGAGAUAUAAGGAUAUGAUAGGACCGCCGCGACAGAACCAGUCUUCGUGCCAGCUCUUCGGCCAUGUGGCUAGAAUCGUGUUCAAAGAUAUGCAGCUGUUCAGAUUCGCAGAAAUCCUUGAACAGGUACCGGAUGACUAUCCCCAGGUCGAGGUACUCUGUUACAGCGCGGAUGCGCGGGAUGAGAGACUACGAAGGUUACGGCGUACCAUGGAACGAGACUCAUGUCACAACCCCUUUGCCGAGCCAUCUCAUCGCUGUCCUGGAGUUGAUUGCGCAGUGUUUCGCUGCAAUUCGUACCGUUGUUCAGGGAAGCGUUGCCUGGACGCCUUAUAUAGGUUCCUUGAGAGCAUUUACGAUAGAGCUACCGUGUACACUCGGUAUUCGGGGAACCAGCAGAUAGAGUUGGGUGGUCAUGAAGCCUCAAUAUCUCGCAGCAGGUCGAGAUCGUGUAGCCGCUCGAGAAGGAGCCCUGAGUCUGAACGACGGUCAAGAUCAAAGGCAAGAACCAUGCCAAGGAUAAUACAUUCAUUAAUUGGAAGGCGCGAAGGCUUGCAGAGGCAUAUCUCGCCCAGUGAUAGGGGUAGGUUGCAUACGCGUGGACGAAGCCCUCAAAGAAGAAUCUAGAUAGAGACUAUAUAUAUACUUCUGAUAGUUUUAUUGCCCCAGUGUCCCUCUUCAUGCCAUUAAAAGAGCGUCGCAAACAAUAUACUUGGUAC